This is a messenger RNA of Galleria mellonella (greater wax moth), 2037 nucleotides long. Its product is annotated as SET and MYND domain-containing protein 4-like. Bases 120 to 1886 code for a protein of 588 amino acids. The record is from RefSeq and is a predicted model, not a curated record. Gene Ontology annotation, molecular function: protein binding. The transcript has 3 exons. Lineage: Eukaryota; Metazoa; Arthropoda; Insecta; Lepidoptera; Pyralidae.
UAUUUAACAAUUUGUAACAUGCCAUAUCUUUAUGUAAAUUAAUAAAAAAAUAAUAUCGACGCCAGUUGAAGAAAGUCUUUAUUUAUCAUCGAAGUACAUAAAAGUUGAUUCACAACAAAAUGAUACGACUUUUUGACGUAACGCUUGAGGCACACGUCGAGAUGUUAGCAGAAAGAGGCCUCCUCGACAAGAUGUACAAUGCCAUCGAUAAUGGCGGCACGAGUGAGGCGGUAAUGGCCGCCCUUGAUAUUACGCGCCAAUUAAAUUUAAAACCACAGAUUAUAGAACAAAAAAAAGAUUUACAAAAAUGUCUUUUCUUUAAAAAGUUAGCUUCUUCUUUUCGAAAUGAGCGAGCAUUAAAGUAUUAUAACGCCGCACUUCUGCACAUUCCAGCCACUAUACCCGAGAACGAAAUUACUCGUAUUAUGUCCAUCAUAUAUUACCAAAGAGCCAUUCUGUCAAUGCAACUAGGAGCAACAAGUAAGAGUUUAAAGGAUUUUGAAUUAAUUUCUACUGACCAAUGUCCACCUGAUAUUCUUAGGAGUUUACAAAAUAAAUGUCAUCAAAUUGUUCCAAAAGAACUAUCAUGUAAGGCUUCAUUAACCAGCACCUUCGAUAGAAAAUAUUUUAAGUUCUCUGCAAAACGCAAUAAGUGCGUGCCCUGUGCGAGCUUAAAUAUUAGCAUAGUGAGAGAAAACGGUUUACCAAAAGUGGUUGCAGCCAAGGACAUACCAGUAGGUGAACUUGUAGCGAUUGAAACAGCUUUUGUUGCUCAACAAAAUAAAUAUAACCGGAAUAUAUCUUGUUAUAACUGCUUUACAUUUACUCCCAACCUGAUCCCGUGUGAGGGUUGUUGUUACGUUAUGUUCUGCAAUGAAUCCUGCAGGAAGCAAAGCAUGGAAGGUUGUCACAAAAUCGAAUGCCAAUUAAUGGAUAUUCUUGAAUGCGUUGCGACAACAACAAAGUGUAAAUUGUCAGUAAAGACUGCAUUGAAAAUUAAACAGAUGUCAAAGAGUUGGAAGGACGUCGUGGUAGCUUCACACAAUAUUGGCACUGACAGAAUGAUGAACAGUUCAGAUGAAGAAAUAUUUGAUUCAUACAAGCCGCAAUCAAUUCUCAGUUACAACGAUGAUAAACAUUAUGUUCACGGCAAAAUAUUCAACCAAAGCUUUGUUUUUGCAAUAAUUAUAGACAGAUUAUGUAAUAUACCGGAUUACUUUCCGACUGACGACGGCGAAAAGUUUGAGGCUAUGAAAGCUUUGGGGAGAAUAAUGCUACAUUUAUAUGUAACGUUCCCGUCUGAGUUUGAAAUAAGGAAUGUUGCAUGUGAAUACACUGCUGAACACCAGCUUGUAAAUGGUACAUUAAAACCGACAGUUCACCAUCGUGUGACCGAUAAAUUAAAUCCGAACUUUGGGAUUUUCUCUUUUGCUAGUAAGCUGAAGCAUUCCUGUGAUGCAAAUCUGUAUAAGGUUGGACUCAACAAGAAGAUUGGCUUAAUUGCUGCGAAACCUAUAAAGAAAGGAACAGAACUGACAGUGUCCUUCUUGAAUUAUUGGUUUGAACGUAUCUAUACGAAGGAGGAACGAAAUAUUUCAUUAAUUGAAAGGGGUCUAAUAUGCAAUUGUCGAUUUUGUAAUGAGAAAAGCUUUCUACCAAAUACUGAGCUCAGCGCAAAGCAAGAGAGAAUGGUACGUCAGUGGCAGACGCUCGUAUCGACUACCGAAAAUCAAGAUAGGAAGGUGUUCCAAGAGACGUGUAAUACCCUCGCAGCAUUGGACGAUGUCUCUCAUACUGUCGCAUACGCCAUAUUGUUUAAUGCAUUCAGAAAUAACAUACUGCGUUUUCAGUUUUCUAACACACAAAAUACGGUCUUUUCAGAAUAAAUUGAAAUCAAUUUAUUAAAAUACAUAUAUCAGGCAUAUAUUUAUCAACGUAUACAUUUGAAUUGUAACAUAAUCAUUAAUAGAAUAGAAUAGAAUAGAAUAGAAAUCAUUUAUUCAAAUAAACUUACAUUGAAGCACUUUUGAAAAGUCA